Molecule: messenger RNA, 699 nt
Organism: Ambispora gerdemannii
Lineage: Eukaryota; Fungi; Glomeromycota; Glomeromycetes; Archaeosporales; Ambisporaceae
Source: the annotation of a GenBank genome assembly
AUGGAGCAGUCAAAACGACGAAAGUUGGAUAAAAAAGCUAAAAAGAACUUAAAAAAGGAAAGGCCGGAUUUGUCUAAAGUUGAAAAUAACAUUGAAAGGGAAAAAGAGGACGCUUUGAAGGUGAACAAAGAAAUUGGCGAGUUAGCAGAGAGUCAGGAAAUAAAUAGUGAAAAUGAUUUAAAAGAAAUCGAAGAAAAAGCCAAUGAAGAGGACGAGUCCUCAGAAUAUGACUCGGAAGAUAUUAUAGCGGGGCAAAAAAGAAAAAAGUCGUCAAGAAAGAGUACAUCUACUGCUGAUGAAUUUGCAGAAUCAAUGAACAAAAUUCUAUCGAGUCAAGUAAAAACCAUCAAUCAAAAGGCACCGAUAUUAUCUAGAUCAAAAGGAAUAGAAAAAAGAAUAGACGAAGAAAGACUCGAAUAUCGAGCGCGAAAAGCUUUGAACGCCGAAAAAAAGAAAUUUGCAGCAAAAGAUCGCGUUCCGGCUGAUUAUAAUACCGCAGAUCAUGAAAGAAAAUUAAAGAAAGUUGCUACUCGAGGUGUCGUAAAAUUAUUUAACGCGAUUCGUGAAGCACAAAAGACUGCUGAAGCUGCUGAAGUUGUUGGCGGUGGCAAAGAUAAAUUGUCGACGAGGCAAGCUAAAGAUGUUGCAUCAAUGUCAAAGGCUACAUUUCUUGAUGCGUUGAAAGGCGGAAUACAUUAA